AUGAUCACGGCUGCAAGUGACUCGAGUUUGUCACUGCCAGUGGAAUCAAAAGGUGUCAAAGUCAUACAUGCUACUAUUGGUGGCCGGGAAGUGUCGCAGAGAGUGUUUGAUGACUGGAUUAAGGCUAUGCAUGAGGAGCCUGAGACGAAACGUUCACGACUACGAGACUCUGAUGAUAUCGUUGAGGAUCCUGCCGACUUGUCGAUGCUCAGUGGCCAAUGUGCGAGCUUGGAGAUCGAUGUGCCAUGCUAUGAUGAAUGUUGGCCGAGGGCAGCACCACCCGUUGAUGAUCCCAAGUCGGUCGAGAGUACUGUGAUGGUGGCGGAGACAGCUGGUGCCGACACGAUUUAUGGAAUGCUUGAUGAACUUGACGAUAUAUAA
Perkinsus marinus ATCC 50983 is the source of this 381-nucleotide messenger RNA. RefSeq lists its product as hypothetical. The record is from RefSeq and is a predicted model, not a curated record. The transcript has 3 exons. The coding region runs from base 1 to 381 and encodes 126 amino acids. NCBI's taxonomy places the organism in Eukaryota, Perkinsozoa, Perkinsida, Perkinsidae.